AUGGGAGACAUUGCCAACGGCGAACAAGCAACGAUGCCAUCUAUUGAAUCAGCCUCUCCUCUCAGAACUCCCACAGAGGAAGAAAUCCCUCCGGUUGUCUCCAAUGACGUGGACCCUGACCUUGAGAUGGAAGAAGUGCACCGAAUGAACCCACGCAAAGAGCUCCUCGACGACGGUUUCGUUACGCUCUCGGAAGCACAGGGGGCUGUAAACGAUAUGACAAUCCAGUUGCAAUAUGUCACCAAAAUGGAGCUUUUCUUUAAGCAACUGUUGGCCCGAAAAAAGGAUAUCGAAAGCCUUGUGGCUUCUCAUUGCGGGCUGUCGAAUACUGAGCUAGUCCGGAUGGCGGACCCUAUCGGGCCGGACAAGAAGAAAGCCUGGCCAAGGGGAUGCUUCAACGUGUGCAUCCCCAUCGAAAUCAACAAUGUCGGGCUAAAUUUGCCUGCGAAAUUGGCGUUCAGGGUACCUCUUCCAUUUAUGCUUGGUGAAGAGCAUUUUCCUGGUAACGAGGAGGAAAAGGUGCGCACCGAGGCUGCAACGUACAUCUGGAUCAAAGAGAACUGUCCGGAUGUCCCGAUUCCGAAGUUGUGGGGCUUUGGGUUGCCUGGCGGUCGAAGUUUUUUUCUCCCGCCAGCCGUCUCUUUGUGGCAGAGAUGUACAACCUUUUUUCGGCGGCUAGUUUGUCGCCUAAACGGCAGCCCGCGGUUUAGUGAAUAUAUCCCGCAACCACGAAGCUGGCUCACUGAGCGCGGCUAUGUGCUCAUUGACUGGGUUGGGGACGACGGCACCCGAAUCCUCUCCGACACAUUUUACAAGCCGCACACCAAAAAGCAAACCCGCAAUCUCUAUCGAAGUUUGUCUAAAAUCAUGCUUUCAGUCGCCAGGAUUCCGCAGCGGCGAAUUGGUUCGUGGUGCAUCGAUGAUGAAGGCCGAAUCAGCUUGUCCAACCGUCCUCUGUUCAGUCAUCUUCAUCAAUUUGAAAAUGAAGGUGUUCCGGGUGGCAUCCGACCAAAGACUACUUAUAAUAAUGCGGAAAGCCUCUACCUUGACAUACUGGAUAGCCAUGACAAUCGUUUGCGCGAGAAAAUGAAUGCCACUCCGGAUGAGCUUGAAACACGUUCACAGGCCAAAGACAUUUUACUUAUGCGAGCGCUACUGCGCCAAUUUACCGACCGAAGACUCGCCAAUGGCCCUUUCGCCAUGCAGUUAACUGAUGUUCAUGCUAGCAAUAUCUUUGUUGACAAAAACUGGAAUAUCAAGCAUCUCAUUGACAUCGAGUGGGCAUGCUCUCUCCCCGUGGCCAGCCUACUACCCCCGUUCUGGCUGACCAAUCGAUAUCCCCUCGAGCUUUGCGGACCGGAGGUUGACAGGUUCAAGUUGUGCUACGACGAAUUCAUGGACAUAUUCGAGGAGGAGGAGGAAAUCACACCAUUAUACUACAAGGGACGCUGCCAUUACAGGGCUCCAGCAAUGAGAACAGCUUUAGACAGUGGCCGCUUUUUCUAUUACCACGCCCUCCAAAUCCCUCUCGGAAUUCACGACAUCUUCAGAGACCAGUUGGAACCAAAAUACGACGAAGCGCCCCGAGACGCGAUUAUAACAGGUGUAUCUACAUUCUGGGCCCCCAAAAUGAAGUCAGUCGUGGCCUCCAAGAUUAGGGAUUUUAAAGAUUACCAAGGCCGAGUUCGCCGCGUAUUUGAGAGUACAAGGAGUGGGAUCCCAUACAUCGACGCAGAGAAAAUAAAGCCCAACACACGUAAGUAA
This is a messenger RNA of Uncinocarpus reesii 1704, 1764 nucleotides long. RefSeq lists its product as uncharacterized. The transcript has 2 exons. The coding region runs from base 1 to 1764 and encodes 587 amino acids. The record is from RefSeq and is a predicted model, not a curated record. Lineage: Eukaryota; Fungi; Ascomycota; Eurotiomycetes; Onygenales; Onygenaceae.